Messenger RNA from Brienomyrus brachyistius, 5478 nucleotides. It is a transcript of the gene pde1ca, whose product is annotated as phosphodiesterase 1C, calmodulin-dependent a. Gene Ontology annotation, molecular function: 3',5'-cyclic-nucleotide phosphodiesterase activity. The transcript has 18 exons. NCBI's taxonomy places the organism in Eukaryota, Metazoa, Chordata, Actinopteri, Osteoglossiformes, Mormyridae. Gene Ontology annotation, biological process: signal transduction. The record is from RefSeq and is a predicted model, not a curated record. The coding region runs from base 384 to 2588 and encodes 734 amino acids.
UGAUAGAAAGAAUAAGAGAUGGAGGAGAUGGGAGGGAGAGAGAGAGAGAGAGCGAGAGAGAGAGUGUGUGAGGGAGAGCGAGGGAGGAGGAGAACACAGUGCCCGGGACGAGCGGAGACCGGCCGCUGUUCCUCCCGAACGGUGAGCAGUGCUGCAAAGUGGCUGAGGGACAGAGCAGCCGUUUAAGAGCCCAGCCCCAUGGCCGAGUCCCUGAGGGGGCAGCCUGGGGGGCGGGGCUCCCCUGCGGGGCCGCCCACGGGAGGUCUGCCACUCGCCGGAGCCCUGCCCCCCUCCCUCAGACCCUCCCCUUCUUGGGGAGGAAGAGGAGAAGGACUGCCAGUGGCAGGAGCGAAGGAGGAAAUAGGGCAGGUGUGCCUGGAAGGAUGGAGCCCAGCUCCAAGAAGCAGGGCUUCAAGAAGUGCCGGAGCGCCACCUUCAGCAUCGAUGGGUUCAGCUUCACCAUAGUGGCAAACGAGGCUGGAGAGACCAACCGGCGCCCCCUGGCCCGCUUUGCUCGCUCCAAAUCCCAGAAUGCACUGUGGAAUGCCAUCACAGCGGGCAUCGGGAUCAAUGACAAGCGGGGGAUCCUCAUCGACCCACGGAACCCGGAGGAGAUUCUGGCGGAUGAGCUGCCAGCGGUCGACAGUCCCGAUGCCAUGGAGAAGACAGCCAUCAGGCUACGAUGCCUGGUGAAGCAGUUGGAGCGAGGAGAGGCGUCCGUGGUGGACCUGAAGAAGAACCUGGAGUAUGCAGCCUCUGUACUGGAGUCAGUGUACAUCGAGGAGACACGGCGGUUGGUGGACACGGAGGAUGAGCUCAGCGACAUCCAGUCAGACUCGGUGCCGUCGGAGGUGCGCGACUGGCUGGCGUCCACCUUCACAAGGCAGAUGGGCCUGAUGCUACGGCGGACGGAGGAGAAGCCACGUUUCCGCAGCAUUGUGCAUGCCGUGCAGGCUGGGAUAUUCGUGGAGAGGAUGUACCGCCGGACCUCAAACAUGGUUGGAUUAAGCUACCCACCCAGCGUGAUCGCUGCUCUCAAGAAUGUGGACCUGUGGUCGUUCGACGUCUUCAUCCUAAACGAAGCCAGCACGGAUCAUGCCCUGAAAUUUAUAUUUUACGAGCUCCUCACCAGAUAUGACCUGAUCAACCGCUUCAAGAUCCCUAUCUCUGCACUGGUGUCAUUUGUUGAAGCCCUGGAGGUGGGCUACAGCAAACACAAGAACCCCUACCACAACUUGAUGCAUGCCGCAGACGUCACACAGACGGUCCACUACCUCCUCCUGAAGACCGGGAUGGUGCACUGGUUGACCGAGCUGGAGAUCUUUGCCAUGAUCUUUGCGGCCGCUGUUCAUGACUACGAGCACACAGGCACCACCAAUAACUUCCACAUACAGACCAGGUCAGACACAGCCAUCUUGUACAACGACAGGGCCGUACUAGAGAACCACCACGUCAGUGCUGCUUACCGCCUUCUACAGGACGACGAUGAGAUGAACAUCUUGUACAACUUGUCGAAAGACGAUUGGAGGGAGCUGAGAGCCCUAGUGGUGGAGAUGGUCUUGGCCACAGACAUGUCUUGUCACUUCCAGCAGAUUAAAGCCAUGAAAAACUUCCUACAGCAGCCUGAAGGGAUCGACAAGCCCAAAGCCUUAUCCCUCCUGCUGCAUACAGCGGACAUCAGCCAUCCUGCCAAGAAGUGGGAGCUGCAUCACCGCUGGACCACCUCCCUUCUGGAGGAGUUCUUCAGGCAGGGAGACAAAGAAGCCGAACUGGGGCUACCGUUCUCUCCGCUGUGCGACCGCAAAUCCACCAUGGUGGCCCAGUCUCAGAUCGGGUUCAUUGACUUCAUUGUGGAGCCCACAUUCACUGUGUUGACUGACAUGACGGAGAAGAUUGUGACGCCACUCAUCGACGACGCCUCCCGCUCGGGCCUCACGGGCUUCCGGCGCUCUAGUCUGAACAACAUCACACAGACAGUUAAGAGCUCAGAGGGCAACUCUGCACUCAGCUGCUCCCUGCUCAGCGUCGACUUCAAGAACUUCAAGGCCACCUGGAACGAGGAGGUCCAGCAGAACCGGGAGAAGUGGAAGGCACAGGCAGCCAAGGACCUGGAGGAGAAAGCCAGGCGAGAGGCUGAGGAGAAAGCAGCACAGGAGGCCGAGGAGGGGAGUGGCAGCGAGGCACUGGAAGCAGCACAGGCCGAACUGGGCCAGACCAGAUCAGAAGAACAGCAGCCACAGGAGGAAGGAAAGGAGAAAAAACCUGCAGGUGAUCAGGACCCAGAAGGGGGGAAGGACCCCCCCUUAAAAUCAGAUCCAGAACAGUCUGGCAGCACCAACGGCCCCGAGAAGAAACAGCCUGUCCAAAACGGAGAAGCGCCCAGAGGGAGCGACUCGCCCGAAAGUGAUGAGACAAAGAGCCCCAGUGACUUACCCCAGAAGUACAACAUGAUCCGCUACUGUAAGAGACCCAGCUACUGCGCCAGGUCACACCUGCCAUCCAGCGAAAAAGCACGUGAGGGCCGACCCGGUGACGCUAGGAUCAAGGCCAGGCAGCUCCAGAGCAUCUCCUUGCGCCACAGGAAGUGAUGUCACAGGAAGUCAUAUUUGAGCGUCAUCUAAAUGACCUGUUAUAACUAUCAUUCUUUUUAUUUCCCCCAUCAGAGAUGUCAGUAAGAUGCUGCUGUGUAGAGAGAGCUACAGUGGAUAUAAAAACUUGCACACCCCUGUUAAAAUGCCAGAUUUUUGUGGUGCAAAGCAAAUGAGACCAUAAUGAACCAUUUCAUAACUUUACCCACCUUUAAUGUGCCCUAGAACCUGCACAAUUCAAUUGAAAAACAAACAAAUCUGUUAAGGAGAAAAUAAAAUAAAAAUUAAGAAAACAAAUAAAAAAAUAACACGUACAAUAAGCUGAUUGGAUAAGUGACAAACUAAUACUUUAUUGAAGCACCUUUUCAUUUAAAUACAGCAUUCAGUCUUUUUGGGUUCACACCUGCAACCAAGUGACUGAUUAAUAAAUGAAGUUCAACUGACAUUUACUCAGUUGCAUCCUACAGCAAAAGCCAUGGUUCACAUAGAGCUUACAAAGCAUCAAAGGGAUCUCAUUGCUGAAAGGUAUCAGUCAGUAGAAGGGUACAAAAAAAUUCCAUGACAUUAGAUAUACCAUAGAAAUCGGUAAGAAGUGGAGAAAAUAUUGGACAACAGUGACAUUACGGAGAACUGGACGUUGCCCCAAAUUGAUGGUCAUUGUUUAAUAAAACCAAGGUUAAACUUUUUGGACACAAUACUGAACGGUAUGUUUUGGUGCCAAAACAACACUGCGCAUCACCAAAAGAACAUCAUACCCACACUGAUGCACAGUGGCGGGAGAAUCAUCCUUUGGGGUUGUUUUAUUUCAGCAGGAAAUACUCAUGGUGGAGGGAAUUAUGAAUAGUUCCAAAUACCAGUCAGUUUUGGCCCAAAUCCUUCAGGUGUCUGCUAGAAAGCUUACGACAAAGAGGAAUUCCACCUUUCAACACAACAAUGAUCCCAAGCAUACAUCCUAAUCAACAAAAGGAUGGCUUCACCAGAAUAAAAUUAAAGCUUUGGAAUGAGCCAGCCAGAGCCCAGACCUAAAUACAACUGAAAAUCUGUGGGGUGACCUGAAGGGGGCAGUGCACAAGAGAUGCCGUCGCAAUCUGACAGAUUUUUCCAAGGAAGAGUGGGCAAAGUCAAGAUGUAGCAUGCUGAUCGACUGCUACCCAAAAAGACUGAAUGCUGUAAUUAAAUCAAAAGGUGCUUUAACACAAUAUUAAUUGAGGGGUGUGCACACUUAUCCAACUGAGCUAUAUUUUUUUAUAUUUUGUAUACUUUAUCCCCCUAAUAGAUUUGUUUAUUUUUCAAUUGAAUUGUGCAGGUUCUAGGUCACAUUAAAGGUGGAAAAAGUUUUGAAAUAAUUUAUUACAUUUUAACAGCGGUGUGUACACUUUUUAUAUCCACUGUAAAUGAAUGAGACUAAAUGGUGCUUAAUGACUUAAUUUGUAAAAAAUAUUCGAAUAAAGGAUGCAUUCACUGAUAUAGCAGUAAAGACUGUAAAACGCUGAUCGGCUCACAUAAGUAAAAUACUUCUCUGUCCUGAGAUUUAUGUCCUGCAAACUCUACAGCUACAGUUAAAACAGUUGCUAACUUCUGCUUAUGGAUAUUAUAUGAUAUUAUAUGAAACAUUAAUGAACCUUUAAGGACACUGUCCUCUCAGACUGUAACACAAAGCCCUGAUACAUCCCUGCAUAUUUGUUAUGCCGUGAAGCCCUAACAUGUUGAAUCGAUGAUGUUAGUGGAGACGCUCUGAUAACCAGGCACUUUGUGCACUUGCUAGGUUUGGGCCCCACAGGGACUUAUGGGUAUUUUAUUGGCACAGAGUCAUUCCCUGGCAUGGUUAUCUUAGGCAAGGAACAGUGCUUCCGACACAAAAUGAUGACAUCACCGCAUUACCAUAAAAACACACCUCGCCAUUCUGAAACACCCAUCUUUUUGCUGUGUCCAUUUUUUGCAUUGUAUGUUCAUUCUGCAUUGCUAUUUUUCCCAUUCAGGACAUGCAUUGGCAGUAAAGAGUUUGUAGCAUACAUGCAGAGGAGGCUUAUAUUCACCCAUCGUUAAAUAAUCAUCUUCCACCAAAAGUAAUGCGAUUAGUGUAUAACUACUUUGAUGUGAAAGAGUUCUGUGUAACUGUGCAGCAUAUGGGAUAUACAUGCUGUAAACAAUUUAAAACCUUCUUUCAGACCGGUCUUGAUUACUGGUGGCAGUUUCUAUAAAGGCGUGAGUGUCUGAGGCUACUGCAUUUCCCUGGGGUUUCAGCAAAUACAGCUCUGGAGAACAUUAAGGGACUACAGCACGGUUUUUAGUUGCAGUCAUUUCUCAAUUUAUGAAUGUUCUUCUGUGAACGAUGUUCUCUGAUUCUCAUUAAUGAAGGGCUUCUUCCUUGCUCUAUGGGACGUCAGUCCUGCUUUUUGGAGCCUGAUACAAACUGCUGUACUGUAGCAGUGCUCUUCACACCUGCACUUAAUGUCAUCCUCAGAUUCCCGAGAAACUGCUGGAUAAGUUGACAGUCAUCUCUGACAUUAGAAAAUCGCUUCCGCCCUUUACCUGGCUGGUUUCAAGUCGUUCCCAGUGUCUCCUGCUUCACCCUGUGCUUGUUACUGCUGUCUUAGAAACUUUGAGCCUGGAAGCAGCCUGCGGUGAGGUGCAGCCUUCUGCCAGCAGAACCAGGAUUAAACCAGGAUUUAACUCUUAUUUAACUCUCAUAAAAUUGACCCCAAAUGCACAUGUCAGGUGACUUCUCAUAGUAACAUAAUUAUUAUAGGAUCAUGAAAGAGUUAAGAAUGCAGAUUCUUAAAUAUGGAGUGGUCUCAAUUUUUUCCAAAGCUUUAUAUGAAUGGCAUGAUACUGCUGAAACUGAUGGAUGCAUGACUGGUAGAUGAAAAUUAAAAACCUUAUGAACAAA